Molecule: messenger RNA, 1373 nt
Organism: Anguilla anguilla (European eel)
Lineage: Eukaryota; Metazoa; Chordata; Actinopteri; Anguilliformes; Anguillidae
Product: protein phosphatase 1 regulatory subunit 14B-like
Exons: 4
Coding region: 784-1182 (132 amino acids)
Biological process (GO): regulation of phosphorylation; innate immune response
Cellular component (GO): cytoplasm
Molecular function (GO): protein serine/threonine phosphatase inhibitor activity
Source: RefSeq, a predicted model, not a curated record
CGGACCAUGGAAAACUAUUCCUAACACACAAUCAAUGUUGGAGCGACGGCUUUAAGUGCGCGCAUGCGCUUUAGACGGGAAAUGAAUGUGACAGACGGAGGAGGGGGCCGCAUUAUCUGACAUUCUGCGCGAGCGACGCGAGGAAGAGAGAGGAAGGAACGAAGAAAGAUUUUUAAAAAAAGACGGGACAAGGGACAAUUAGCGUUAUAAAUAAAUUUGUGAGUUAUGAUGCACAGAAUAUUUAUAUUCAAUUUAUGCAGGGAUCAUUUUAUACUUUGUAAAUGUUAGUAGUUAAUUUAUUCAAUCACUCAGUGCCAAACAGCUGCAGAAUGAAACCAUUUCCAAUAGUUUUUAGACGCUACUAAACGAAAGGGAUACGUUUGCAAAUAAAACGGCGGUGACUUCCUGUAACAGUAUAAGACUAUCUGAAGAAUGACAGUCGCGAUUUGAUUUAUUCUGGGACAUUUUUUCUACGCAUAAUUUUUAAACAAUUGUAAUACACCACUUUUUUCAAUAUUCAGGAGCUUUGUUUUACACGUUUUGUAUACUUACAAAUUUGCAAUUUCUCAGAUGUGCCAAAUGUUUUAUUUCGCAAGACGGGAACAAUAGCGAAUUUCUUUGUUACAGCCUACUGUGAGCAGCUGGUAUAAGAGCAGCAGCACCAAAUAACAAAAAAUAUAUAUAAUAAAAAUAAGCAACAACAUAGAAUAAGACAAAGUGCGUCCAUAUUCACACCCGGGUUCUGUGAAGACGCUGAACGCUCGCUGAGGACGCCGUGGGACCAUGGCGACGGUGACCAGCGCCGAAGCAAACCCGCAACCUCGGGUGUAUUUUCAAACACCAUCCGGAACCGACGAUUCCGACGUUCCAGUUCGGAAGCAGGGCCGCGUGACCGUUAAAUACGACCGCAAGGAGCUGAGGAAGAGACUGAACCUGGAGGAGUGGAUCAUAGAUCAACUGACGGAUCUGUACGACUGCGAGGAGGAGGCCAUUCCAGAGCUGGAGAUCGAUGUGGAUGAGCUCUUGGACAUGCCCAGCGACAAGGAGCGAGCCAUCAGGGUGAAGGACCUGCUGGUGGACUGCUACAAGCCCACGGAUGAUUUUGUGGCUGCGCUGCUGGAGAAGGUGCGAGGCAUGCAGAAACUCAACACCCCUCCAAAGAAGAUAGACCUCACCCCUUAAUCUCUGACCCCUGAAUCUGCCCCCUAAACCCAAACACCCCCCCCCCCAAAGAAGAUAGAGCUCAUCCCUUAAUCCCCGACCCCUGAAUCUCUGCCCCCAAAAACCCGAACACUCCCCAAAGAAGAUAGAGCUCACUCCUUAAUCCCUGACCCCUGAAUCUGACCCUUAACCCAAACACUCCCCCCAAAGAA